Molecule: messenger RNA, 3316 nt
Organism: Bubalus bubalis (water buffalo)
Lineage: Eukaryota; Metazoa; Chordata; Mammalia; Artiodactyla; Bovidae
Product: CMRF35-like molecule 8
Exons: 8
Coding region: 317-1318 (333 amino acids)
Cellular component (GO): plasma membrane
Molecular function (GO): transmembrane signaling receptor activity
Source: RefSeq, a predicted model, not a curated record
CGGAAACUUCAGCCUGUGGUUUGGGGGUGGGAGGGAAGGGGAGGUGAGCUGGAGGCUUGGGAGGGCUCCUCACCGGAAGUACCUACAGAACGUGGCCGGGGGGUCUCGGGCACCACCAGCAGGCUUGCUUCUCGGUGACUCCCAUCUUCUCAGCAGCUCCAGGAACAGAACUGAAAAGAAGCUGAACAAGGAAGCAGCAAGGCUUGAAGAAAAGCAGAAGUGGGAGCCUGCAGGCCUGACUGUCCUUCUGGAGGGGGACUGAGACCUCAGGACCGGCUGGGUGGGCGCUGCUGCAGGUGACAUCUGUGCUGGAGCGAUGGCCCAGCCGCACCGGGCUAUGUGGCUGCCCCCGGCUCUGCUGCUUCUCUGGGUCCCAGGCUGUUUUUCCCUGAGCGGCCCCCGCAAAGUGAGGGGCAUCGUGGGGGGAUCCCUGAGCGUGGAGUGUCGGUACCGAGAGGAAUUCAUAAACAAUUCCAAAUACUGGUGCAAACCCCCGUGUGUAUUAUUGUGGAAGAUGGCGGAGACCACAAAGUCAGAGAGAGAAGUGACGAGGGACCGCAUGUCCAUCAGAGACCAUCCUGCAAACCUCACCUUCACAGUGACCUUGAAGAGCCUCAGAGAGGAGGAUGCGGGAACGUACCGGUGUGGGAUCAAUGUGCCAUUUAAUAUUGACCCCAUCUUCGAGAUAGAGGUGUCUGUGAUCCCAGCACCAGCAGCGCCACCAACACCAAGGCCAACCCGACUGACUGUCCCAGCCGAGACCUCGACAAUCACAACCAAAGUUUCAACUGUGUCCUUCACCACCCUGACCACAGAGGGCACCACCCACAAUGCCAGCAGCCAGGAGGAAUAUGACCCCACGCAGAACUGGAGUGGGCGCUUAUCUACUGAACAAGAGAGGGAAGGUGGGACCCCCUGCCCCACCCAGCCCACCCUGUCUCCCUUCAGGCUCCAUGAGCUGCUGAUCUGGUUGGUGCUGCUGCUGCUCCUGCUGGGGGGCAUCUCACUGCUCGCCUGGAGGAUGGUUCAGAGACGGGUCAAAGUGGCACCCAGGGAGCCUGUGGUCCAGCCAUUCUCCUCUGAGCUCAGAUUAAAAGAGAAAAUAAGACGCCCCCAGCAUCCUGUCUGGUGCUCACUGGAGAGAAACCAGAGCCGCCCCAGAGCCGCAGUCAGGCUGCUGAGCAGACUGAGCCCUGCUAUGCAAAUCUGGAGCUGCAGACGUGGCCCCCUUCUGGAAAGCCCGUUCAACCCACGCAGGCGGAGGUGGAAUACAGCACAGUGGGCCCGCCCAGCGGCGAUCUUCACUACACCUCGAUAGUGUUUGACCCCCAGAGCCAGGAUUCCAAGGCCGACAGGAUUCCCUCCGAGACGCCAGUGUACAGCGUGGUUAAGAAGACAUAAGCUCGUGUUUCCAGCCUUACCAACUGGAGGACUCUGCGGGUCACAGGAGGCCCAGGGCUCGGCCUUCACCCCCGAGCCCCCCUUACCUGCUCCCCUUGAUGAUGACUGGCAAGGCAGCUGUGCUCCCCAAGGCUGCCCGUCUUGCACCAUCAGCCAGGCUGGCUUCCCUGAGGACGUCCGGGAAUGCGGUUCUGGAUGGUCCGAUGGGAAACUUUCCAUCCCACUGGCUCUCGAGGUCUCUCUCCUCUCUUCUCUGCUUCAUCCCAGCUCCAGGCGGCUCCAGGCAAAGGUGUGACUCCUGUCGUAUGGUACCUACGAAUAGCUUUGUAAACCACAGCCCCAUGGAAAUGUCUGGGGUUGCUGGGAAGUGGGGAGAACCAGUGAAGAGCCAGGAGAACUCAAAGGCAUUGAAGACUGGGUCCCUGUCUUCUUAUGGACAAGGAGACCAAGACUCAGGGAGAGGAGAGCCUUGCCCACAGCUCCAGAAUGAGUGGCACACUUCUCUGGACUCUUGGGAUUAUUGUUAAUCUAAGAGAUAUUAAUAACAUUGAAAGUAUCUUAAGAGAGAAGAAAAAAGUUAUUUAAACUUUGCAGCUGUAUGUCUGCAAUAUUGUAUUAAAAGUCCAUUCUUUUGAAGCCGAUUAAUAUUUCAUUGAUGUAUAUAUCACUUCAUGCUUGUCCAUCCGUCUGUCAAUAGAAUGCUUCUAUAUUUUAGCUCUUGUGAAAAAUUCAAGUUAUGAGCUUGGUGUACAAGUAUCUCUUGGAGACUCUGCUUUCAAUUCUUUUGGGCAUACACCCAGAAGAGGAAUUGCUGGAUCAUAUGAUAACCUAUUUUUAAUCUUUGAGGAACUGCGAUACUGUUAUCGGCAGUAGCUGUACCAUGUUACGUUCCCACCAUGAGUCUCCAGUUUCUUCACAUCCUUUCCAGCACUUUUAUUUUUUUUAAAUAGCAGCGAACCUAAUGCAUGUGAGGUGGUUUCUCGUUGCACUUUUGAUUUGCAUUUCCCCAGUGAUUAGUCAGGUCGAGCACUUUUCAUAUGCUUAUUGGCUAUCUGUGUAUCUUCAUUGAAAACGUGUCUAUUCAGUCCUGUUGCCCAUUUUCAAAUUGAUUUCUUUGUUGUUAUUGAGUUGUCUGUGUAUUCUGGAUAUUCAGUCUUAUCAGAUAUAUAAUUUGCAAAUAUUUUCUCUCAUUUUGUGGGCCAAAUUUUUACUCUGUUGAAGGUGUCUUUUGAGGACAAAAAGCUUGAUGUUUCAUGAAGUUUAAUUUGUCCAUUUUGUUGUUGCUACCACCUGUGCUGCUUAGGUCAUAUUCAGGAAAUCAUUGUCAAAUCUGAGGUUCUGAAGGUUUCGUCCUUCGCUUUAUUCUAAGAGUUCAAUAGUUUUAGGUGUGACUAGCUAACUUUUUAGACUAGCUUUGGCUUUAUCCUUCUUUUCCUAGCUCCUAAAGUUAUAAAGGUAGGUUUUUUAUUUGCGAUCUUUGCCCUUCUUUUUAAUGUAAGCAUUUAAAUUUCCCACUUAGCACUGCUCUCAUUGUCUUCCACAAGUUUUGUAGAUUGUGUUUAUGCUUCCACUCAUCUUAAGUGUUUUCUAAUUCCCUUUAUGAUUUCUUCUUUGAUCCAUUGGUUGUAUGAGUGUGCUGUUUCAUUUCCACAAGUUUGUGAAUUUUCCAGUUUUAAUUUUUUCCCUUUUCGAGUAUUUAUUGAAAGAUAAACAAACAUAAAUUGACUGGUUACAUAGUCAGUGUCAAUUAGUUUUUUUAAUUCCAUCUUAUAAUACCAUGUAAUGUCUUGUAAGAAAAAAACUUUUUAAGCCUUGAGUAAUGCCUUUACAGUAUGAACUGGACCAACUAUCAGACGUGGCUUCUCCCCGUCUUAAUGUGAAUAAAAUGCUAUUAAAAAACAAUGGAGAGAAUCCA